AUGAAGGAUCUUUCUAACUGCACCGUGUGCCUCGCAGUUUGUCUGACGAAGGAAAUGAUGGAAAACAUUGUUACAUACGUGACCCAGCAUGGUGGCUUUAAAAAUAUGGUAUUGUCUCUCGAAGACCCUAUUAAGGAUUUCAAACUCGUGAAGGCAUCAAAUGAACCUAUUGUUCUCGUUGUUGCUGGCGCCAUUGGUCACACAGCAAUUGAGUACCUCACCGAUGACUACGAUUUGCCAAAGGAGCAGCGCCGCGUUCGCUGGAUCCACAGUCUCUCUUCAGGAAUUGAUGCAUACAGGUUGCAUGAGCUCACAAAGGAGCUGAGGGACAUCCCCUUCACAAACGCCCGUGGUUGCUACUCGCCCAUCCUGGCAGAGCACGUAAUCUACUCCAUGCUGUACUUCAACCGCAAGACAUGGCGUCUGCUGGCGAGCCGCGCCGAGCACAAGUGGGACCCCUUUAACAUGAUUGAGCUGCGCGGACAGAAGAUGGGUAUUUUGGGCUAUGGUGACAUUGGCCAGGCCACAGCGAAGCUUGCAGUCGCAAUGGGUAUGGAGGUUACAGGUGUGAAGCGCUCGGCCCCAACUGCCAAUGUGGAUGAACUCGGUGUACACGUGGUGCACGGUGAUGCAGAGCGUGACCGCGUAAUUCGUGAAUCCGAUUUCGUGGUUAGCAUCCUGCCAGGGACGGAGGAGACAAAGGAGUUCUUCAACAAGGAACGCUUUGCCAUGAUGAAGCCAAGCGCAAUCUUCAUCAACAUUGGCCGUGGCAUCACACAGAACGAGGUUGACCUUGCGAUGGCACUGCGGAAUGGUGUUAUUGCCGGUGCUGCUGUCGAUGUCUUCGCAGUGGAGCCACUGCCCGCCGACUCUCCAAUCUGGGAGAUUGGCGACGAUAAGUUGCUGCUGUCCGCUCACUCGGCAGACAGGACUGUUGAUCUGGUUCCCUCGUCGGUUCGACGCUUCAUUGGACUUGUGGAGAAGUACGUGAAGACAGGGAAGCUGGAUACGUACCUUGUGGAGUUGGGUCGUGGUUACUGA
Messenger RNA from Trypanosoma theileri, 1041 nucleotides. RefSeq names its product D-isomer specific 2-hydroxyacid dehydrogenase-protein. NCBI's taxonomy places the organism in Eukaryota, Euglenozoa, Kinetoplastea, Trypanosomatida, Trypanosomatidae. The record is from RefSeq and is a predicted model, not a curated record. Gene Ontology annotation, molecular function: NAD binding. The coding region runs from base 1 to 1041 and encodes 346 amino acids. The transcript has a single exon.